Molecule: messenger RNA, 3227 nt
Organism: Manis javanica (Malayan pangolin)
Lineage: Eukaryota; Metazoa; Chordata; Mammalia; Pholidota; Manidae
Source: RefSeq, a predicted model, not a curated record
UAAAUGUGGUUACCAGGAAAUAAAUGUUCCAGGAAGUAUUUGAAUUACAUACAGGCUGCCAACAGGACAGACUGGCAGGUUGUCUUGAAUCUUCAUGAGUGAUGAUGGGAGGGGUGUUCCAGGCCUUCUUCUGUGCUCAAAGAAAUGAGGAUAACCAAGGUGUCAUUGGGCACCUGUACCAAAGGGAUUUUGAACUCAUCUUCAUCAUUCAUAUGCAGAAACCAGUGGUAAAAUCCUUGGAAUUACAAUGAGACAUAUCAGAAGCAUUCACAUAUUUUAUAGUAUUAUUAUGUCAGUGCAUGGAUGGGCCUCAAAACUGCCAGAAGAAAGGGAACUGACCACCAACUGCUCCAACUUGUCUCUACAACAGGUUCCCACAGACUUGAUCACAACCACAACCACGCUGGAUUUAUCCUACAACCUCCUUUUUCAACUCCAGAGUUCAGAUUUUCGUUCUGUCUCUAAACUGAAAGUUUUGAUUCUGUGCCAUAACAGAAUUCAAGAACUGGAUAUCAAGAUCUUUGAAUUCAACAAGGACUUAAGAUAUUUAGAUUUGUCUCACAACAGACUAAGGAUUGUAACUUGGUAUUCACUGGUAGGUCUCAGACAUUUAGAUCUUUCUUUCAAUGACUUUGAUACUUUGCCUAUCUGUGAGGAGACUGGCAACAUGUCACACCUGGAAAUCCUAGGCCUGAGUGGGGCAAGAAUACAAAAAUCUGAUUUCCAGAAAAUUUCUCAUUUGCAUCUAAAUACUUUCUUCUUAGGAUUGAGAACUCUUUCCCAUUAUGAAGAAGGUAGUCUGCCCAUCUUAAACACGACAAAGCUUCAAAUUGUUUUACCAAUGAACACAAAUUUCUGGGUUCUUUUGUGUGAUGGAAUCAAGACUUCAAAAAUAUUAGAAAUGACAAAUAUAGAUGGCAAAAGCCAAUUUGCAAGUUAUGAAACUCAACAAAACCUUACUUUAGUGAAUUCUAAGACAUCUAUGCUGUUACUUAAUAAAGUUGAUGUACUCUGGGAUGACCUUCUCCUCAUCUUCCAAUUUGUUUGGCAUACAUCAGUAGAAUACUUCCAAAUCCAACAUGUGACUUUUGGAGGUAAGGUUUAUCUUGACCACAAGUCAUUUGAUUACUCAAAUACUGUGAUGAGAACUAUAAAAUUGGAGCAUGUACAUUUUAGAAUUUUUUAUAUUCCACAAGAGAGAGUCUACUUGCUUUUUACCAAAAUGGAUAUAGAAAACCUGACAAUAUCAGAUGCACAAAUGCCACACAUGCUGUUCCCUAUUUAUCCUACAAGAUUCCAGUAUUUAAAUUUUGCUAAUAAUAUCUUAACAGAUGACCUGUUUAAAAACCCUAUCCAGUUGCCUCAUUUGGAAACUCUCAUUCUGAAAGGCAAUAAAUUGGAGACAUUUUCCUUAGUGAGUUGCUUUGCUAACAACACAUCCUUGAAACACUUAGAUCUGAGCCAAAAUCUGCUACAACACGAAUAUGAUGAAAAUUGCUUUUGGCCAGAAACAUUGAUCUCUAUGAACCUAUCAUCCAAUAAAUUUGCUGAUUCUGUUUUCAGGUGCUUACCCAGAAGUAUUCAAAUACUUGACCUGAAUAAUAACAAAAUUCAAACUAUCCCAAAAGAGAUAAUUCAUCUGAAGUCCUUGCAAGAGCUAAAUCUUGCAUUUAAUUUUCUAACUGAUCUUCCUGGAUGCAAUAAUUUCAGAGGACUCUCAGUUCUGAACAUUGAAAUGAAUUUAAUUGUUAGCCCAUCUCUGGAUUUUUUUCAGAGUUGCCAGAAAAUUAAGACUCUAAAUGCAGGAAGAAAUCCAUUCCGGUGUACUUGUGAAUUAAGAGAUUUCAUUCAGCUUGAAAAAUAUUCACAGGGCAUGAUGGUUGGUUGGUCAGAUUCAUACAUCUGUGAAUACCCUUUGAAUCUAAAGGGGACCCGGUUAAAGGAUGUUCAUCUUCCUGAAUUAUCCUGCAACACAGCUCUUUUGAUUAUCACCAUUGUGGUUAUCAUGCUAGUUCUAGGAAUAACUGUGGCAUUCUGUUGCCAUCACUUUGAUCUGCUCAGGUAUCUCAGGAUGCUAGGUCAAUGGAUGUGGAUGUGGCACAGGGUUAGGAAAACAACCCAAAGACAACUCAAGAGAAAUGUCCAACUCCAAGUGUUUAUUUCAUAUAGUGAACACGAUUCUGCCUGGGUGAAGCAUGAAUUGAUCCCAAAUCUAGAGAAAGAAGAUAGUUUUGUCUUGAUUUGCCUUCAUGAGGAAAACUUUGACCCUGGCAAGAAUGUUACUGAAAAUAUCAUAAACUACAUUGAGAAAAGCCAGAAGUGCAUUUUUGUUUUGUCUCCCAACUUUCUCCAGAGUGAGUGGUGCCAUUAUGAACUUUACUUUGCCCAUCACAAUCUCCUCCAUGAAAGUUCUGAUCACUUAAUUCUCAUCUUAUUGGAACCUAUUCCACUCUACUGCAUUCCUUCCAGGUAUCCUAUGCUGAAAGCUCUCAUGGAAAAGAAAGCUUACUUGGAAUGGCCCAAGAAUAGGCAUAAAUGUGAACUUUUUUGGGAAAAUCUGCAAGCUGCUAUUAAUGUUAAUUCAUUAGAAACCAGAGAGAUGUGUGAACUACAAACAUUCACAGAGCUGAAUGAAGAGCCCCAAGGUUCUACAAUCUCUCUGGUAAGAACAGACUGCCUAUAAAACCUUCCCACAACCUAGGGAAAUUGGGGCCUAUAUUCACAGUUGGUAUAUAAGUUGAUUUAACCUUUCUGAUGGUAAUUUGGCAAUAUCUAUUAAAAUGAAACAUCAUUCAUGUCAGUUCUUUGAAGGAUUUCUAAGAAUGUGUUUUACAGAAACACAUUUGCAAAGGUUUAUUGUAAAAAGGCGUUCAUCCAGCAUUGUUUAUAAUCAUGAAAAACUGAAAACAGCUCAAAUGUUAUAAAACAAGGAUUGACUCAAUAAAUUAUAUUAAUGCAAUAAAAUAUUACACAGCCAUUAAAAAUAAUGAGGUAACCCUAUAUUUACUGGUAUGGAGAAAAUUAAAGUAAGUUAGAUUAUACGCUGAAGUAAAAUUGUAAAGGAAUGUAUACCAGUACAUUGAUGGAGUAACAGUGGUUUGGGUCUGAGAGGUUGGAUUGUAGGAAGUAUUUGGUUUCUAUAUUAUGAAUUUCUGUAAUGUUGGAGUUGCUUAGAUUGAAUCUGUAUUUCUUUUGUAAGUAGGAAAAAUAAUAAAGAGAAUUUUUAA